GCGGCGGCGCACGGCGGCGGCGGCUCCACUUUCCAGGACUCAGGGGCGGCGACAGCGCCAGCCGCGGGCAGCAGGCUGGGCAGCCGGAGCUGGAACGGCCGGGCGCGGCGGCGGCGCCGGGGGAUCUAAAAUGUCCACUGAGGCACAAAGAGUUGACGACAGUCCGGGCACUAGUGGAGGAAGCUCCGAUGGAGACCAGCGUGAGAGUGUCUAGUGGGAACCAGAGAGAGAGCAGGUUCAGCCGAAGAAGAAGGAGGGGAAGAUAUCCAGCAAAACAGCUGCUAAACUGUCUACUAGUGCUAAAAGAAUUCAGAAGGAACUUGCAGAAAUUACGUUGGGCCCACCCCCCAACUGUAGAUUUUCAGAGUAAUCUCCACAAAGUGUACCAGGCUAUAGAGGAGGCCGACUUCUUCGCCAUCGAUGGGGAGUUUUCAGAUCUAGGAAUCAGCGAUGGACCUUCAGUCACCGCAUUAACAAAUGGUUUUGACACUGCAGAAGAAAGGUAUCAGAAGCUUAAAAAGCAUUCCAUGGACUUUUUGCUGUUUCAGUUUGGCCUUUGCACUUUUAAGUAUGACUACACAGAUUCAAAGUAUAUAACGAAGUCUUUUAACUUCUAUGUUUUCCCGAAACCCUUCAAUAGAUCCUCACCAGAUGUCAAAUUUGUUUGUCAGAGCUCAAGCAUUGACUUUCUAGCAAGCCAAGGAUUUGAUUUUAAUAAGGUUUUUCGCAACGGAAUUCCGUACUUAAAUCAGGAAGAAGAAAGACAGUUAAGAGAGCAGUAUGAUGAGAAGCGUUUGCAGUCCAACGGCGCAGGUGCUCUGUCCUACACGUCUCCUAACACUUCAAAGUGUCCCGUGACAAUUCCUGACGAUCAGAAGAAGUUUAUUGACCAAGUAGUAAAGAAAAUAGAAGAUUUAUUACAAAGUGAAGAGGACAAGAACUUGGAUUUAGAGCCAUGUACUGGGUUCCAAAGAAAACUGAUUUAUCAGACUUUGAGCUGGAAGUAUCCCAAAGGCAUUCAUGUUGAGACUUUAGAAACUGAAAAGAAAGAGCGAUACAUUGUUAUCAGCAAAGUAGAUGAAGAAGAACGCAGAAGAGAGCAGCAGAAACACGCUAAGGAACAGGAAGAACUGAAUGAUGCCGUGGGAUUUUCUAGAGUCAUUCAUGCCAUUGCUAAUUCGGGGAAGCUUGUCAUUGGACACAACAUGCUCUUGGAUGUCAUGCACACGGUUCAUCAGUUCUACUGCCCUCUGCCCGCGGACUUAAAUGAAUUUAAGGAGGUGACAACAUGUGUUUUCCCCAGGCUCUUGGAUACAAAAUUGAUGGCCAGCACACAACCUUUUAAGGAUAUCAUUAACAACACAUCCCUUGCAGAAUUGGAAAAGCGGUUAAAAGAGACACCUUUCAACCCUCCUAAAGUUGAAAGUGCAGAAGGCUUUCCGAGUUACGACACGGCUUCUGAGCAGCUCCACGAGGCCGGCUAUGAUGCUUAUAUUACAGGACUGUGUUUCAUCUCCAUGGCCAACUACCUAGGUUCUUUUCUUAGUCCUCCAAAGAGUCAUGUAUCUGCCAGAUCAAAACUCAUCGAACCUUUUUUUAACAAGUUAUUUCUUAUGAGAGUCAUGGAUAUCCCCUAUCUAAACUUGGAAGGACCAGACUUGCAGCCUAAACGUGAUCACGUCCUCCAUGUGACAUUCCCCAAAGAAUGGAAAACCAGCGACCUUUACCAGCUUUUCAGUGCCUUUGGUAACAUUGAGAUAUCCUGGAUUGAUGACACGUCAGCAUUUGUUUCUCUCAGCCAGCCUGAACAGGUACCAAUUGACUUAGCUUUGGAAUCAAACCCUUUUGACCACCCAAGGGCAAGCACAAUUUUCCGGAGCAAAUCUGAAACGGACGUGCGAGAAAAGAGGAAGAGCAACCAUUUAAACCAUGUAUCUCCAAGGAAGCUUACUAAAAGGUAUAGCUCAUGCCCAACCAUAUUUCCAGAUGACAGCACAGUCAGCGAGCCUAAUCUUAGAACCACAAUAAAAUGGGUGAGCUUAGAAAUAUAUAACCACAUAAAAAACAGAGAUUCUAAUAGGUCCUUGGACAUUUUUGAUGAGAGAUCACAUCCACUCACACGAGAAAGGGUUCCGGAGGAGUACUUUCAGCAUGAUCCUGAACCCAAAUACAUCUACAGAUUUGUGUAUGCUCUCUUCAGUGCCGCCCAGCUGGCUACUAUUAAAUGUGCAAUAGUGACUUUGGUUUACUUAGAAAGGCUUUUAACUUAUGCUGAGAUCGACCUUUGCCCCACUAACUGGAAAAGAAUUGUUUUGGGAGCCAUUCUUCUUGCCUCCAAGGUUUGGGACGAUAAGGCUAUUUCGGACUACUGCCAGAUCCUAAAGGACAUUACACUUGAGGACAUGAAUGAGGCGGAACUGCACUUUGUGGAGCUCCUCCAGUUUCAUCUUAAGGUUUCCACCAGUGUUUAUGCCAGAUACUACUUUGACCUUUUCUCCUUAGCAGAUGACGACAACCUGAGUUUUCCAAUUGCUCCUUUUAGCACAGAAAGAGCACAGAGCCUAGAGGCCAUCUCCAGACUGUGUGAAGACAAAUACAAAGUGGGCAGAGUUGCUGUGAGAAGGUCUUUCAGCGCUGAUCAUUUCAUUGGUAUUCAGCGCUCCAAUGCCAUCCUCUCAUGAACAGAGAGAGGUGAGGGGUUGUAACAUCAUGAACCCCUCGUAACAAGGACUGGAGAAAUACCACCUCUCCUGCUCAGAAACCAGCAAAGUUAGUAUUUCACCCAGAAGAAAGACACUGAAUUCAAGAGACUUGCAGACAGCAAAGGUUAUGGUCAUAGGAAAAAACUGGACCUUGUCAAGACAACACACUCUUCUGUCCUUUUUAAUGUAAACAGAGUUACAAAAACCACUCCAAAGCUAAAAGCUCCCAACCCACCCACAGAUAUUUGCUUACUGUGUAGGCCGAUAACUGUGAACUAUGUGAGGUUUUUUUAAUAGUUUAAAUUUUUAGACUUUAAAGACACUAACUGUAUAACUUUUACUUUUUCCUAUUUUUCUCACCCAUAUUGCUGCAUAUUCCUUUAGAAUCAGUGCAGUAUUGCCGUUCAAACACGGGACUCCUGACAACUCAUAUAGCCACUUAGGAACAGACUGCUGUAGCACUGUUAGGUUUUGAAGGAUUCUUCCUCCCUAUUUCAUUGAAGCUGCUAGUCAUUUUUGGCAAUCAGUUUAAACCAAAAAGCUGCUGAAUAACACUUGUCAUUCAGUUUUUUUGCAAGCACUACUUAUUAGCAUAUUAGCAUGUUUGGGAUCAUAAGCAGAGAAAGUAUGUUGUUACCUGCUUCUAUUGGGUCCCUGCUGCGUUUCUUGUUAACUCUAAUGGUGCUUCUCAUUUUCUGAUGAUUUUCCUCUUUGUUAAAUACUUGUAUUAAAGGAUAUUUUCAUAAUUGCAGCCAACCUGUUAGUCCAGGAAUAAGCAGAUAGUGAAAUAGAAGGUGUCCCAAAAGUCUUGGUGCAAUUUUAAGCUUUAAUACAGUGUGCUUGGACACUCCAGGACACUGCCGUGGAAGUAUAAAUGCUACAGACGCAAAAUGUGACUUGAAAGUUUACUUGAAUUUCUUCUAAACUCAUUUGGUUUUGUAAAUCUUAGAUGUUAAGCUUUUAAUUUGAAUUUUUUGUUUCAGUCCCUCUUGAAGAUGGCAAACAAUAGGCUAAAACAAAAGAUUAAAAUUAAGAGCUUAAUGUUUAAAAUUUACAAAACUAAAUGAGUUUAGAAGAAAUUCAAGUAAACUCUCAGGUGAUGUUUUGUAAGUUUGUAGCAUUUAUAUUUCUACAAGUAUCAAAGCUUCAAAUUGCACAAAGACUUCAGGAGGAUAUCUUGUAUCUUUAUAGACCUGGCCUCCUCUUUUUAAAAUAGUCCUUUGCCUGGCUGGGCUGUUGAUCUGCUUGAGCCUGGAAGUUUCUUUUUUAUAGGUUUGGUAAAGGAAUUACGAACAAUAGCAUUAGUUAUCAAUAAUAAACUGAAAGGAACUGGACCCUAGUAGUAGUGACAGGGAAGUAAGCGACAUGAAACAGCUUUUCUGUUCUGCGUGUUAACCUGGCUGUAGGUGUGUCAGUUCAAGUUGUUACUUGAGGAAAGAUAAAUCUUAGGAACCCUUACCUCAGGCUUUUUAAAACACAGGGUACCACUUAGCCACCAGGAAGCCCAUUAAAAGACAGGGAGGUCCAGUAAUCAGUCUUUUAGGAAAUUGGUAAUGAUGUCACCUAAAUGUGAAACAUUAAAAAAAAAAAGUGUUCUCAACUAUGUAAAAUCUUUCUCCUACCUUCUCAAACAUAAUCCUAGGAAUUUUGCCUGUAAACAAAGCAUUUCUGGGCUAUAAAUACUUUCUCUCUUUAUAGCAAGGCUUCACAUUAUAUUGAGUGCCACAGGUUCCAUCAUUUUUAAAGGACAGAGACAUAAACGAUAAAUAAUGGAUAUAAAAUAUUACAGUCUACCACCUCAAAAAAUGUUGUUUAUGGAGCUUGGAGAUUCAAGUAUCGAUUGCAGUUUUAUUUUGAAAAGGAUGCUACAACUUGUGUGGUUUUUCUUCCUCAUGUUUAUAUUAAAAGAAAAGAAUAAAAGUAUUUUAAUUAAAAUA
Cervus elaphus (red deer) is the source of this 4639-nucleotide messenger RNA. Its product is annotated as poly(A)-specific ribonuclease PARN-like. The transcript is spliced from 32 exons. Lineage: Eukaryota; Metazoa; Chordata; Mammalia; Artiodactyla; Cervidae. Bases 189 to 2681 code for a protein of 830 amino acids. Gene Ontology annotation, biological process: nuclear-transcribed mRNA poly(A) tail shortening; regulation of canonical Wnt signaling pathway; regulation of cyclin-dependent protein serine/threonine kinase activity. The record is from RefSeq and is a predicted model, not a curated record. Gene Ontology annotation, cellular component: nucleus; plasma membrane; cytoplasm. Gene Ontology annotation, molecular function: poly(A)-specific ribonuclease activity; metal ion binding; RNA binding.